GAAUAAGUCGGAACCAUUCGUGCCCACCAAAAAGGAUAUACCAUAUCGAACUCGAGUUACAUAAAAGGACUAUUCGCACUAUAUAUUCAAUAUCCUUUUUGCUCCCAACGGACAUAGAAAAAGGAUACGCGAUCAGUGAACUAGAGGGACUGUGAAAAAGGGAUUUAAAAGCCCUCUAAAACGCACUACGUUCCAAAAAAGUGUCGCAUCGAAAAUCUCCGCAUAGUUGGGCACCUUAACCCCGAACCAGAGACUUAACCAGCAGAAUGCCCAGUAAGAAGAAGCCGCAGGCAGAGGCCGCAGCUGGCGAGGAUGGAGAUAUCGUGAUCUCUGGUAUCUCCGGUAAACUGCCAGAAAGCAGUAGCAUCGAAGAGUUCAAGUACAACCUGCUCAAUGGCAUAGACAUGGUCACAGAAGAUCCCAGGCGCUGGGAGGCAGGCAUCUACGGUCUUCCCGAGCGCAUGGCUAAAAUGAAGGACUCCGAUUUGGAGAAGUUCGAUGACAAAUUCUUCAGCGUCCACCAGAAGCAGGCGGAGCUGAUGGACCCCUGCAUGCGAAUGCUGCUCGAACUGACCCACGAGGCCAUCAUAGAUGCCGGCAUCAAUCCCGUCCAGCUGCGUGGAAGUCGCACUGGCGUCUACAUCGGGCUCUCCUUCGUGGAGACGGAGCAUGAGAUACCCAAUAUGGAGCCGAGCACAAUCAAUGGCUACUGCUUGACGGGAUGUGCACGAGCCAUGUUCGCCAACCGGAUCUCGUACACGUUUGACUUUAAGGGUCCCAGCUUCAUAGUAGACACCGCGUGCUCCAGUUCGCUGGUGGCCCUGAAUCACGCUUUCGCGGACAUGCGGGCUGGUCGCUGUGACUACGCCUUGGUGGCGGGCGUGAAUCUCAUCCUGAAACCGAUCUUUGCCCUCCAGUUUCUGCGGCUGGGCAUUGUGAGCCAUGAUGGCGCUUGCAAGACAUUCGAUGCGGCGGCCAACGGCUAUGCCCGAGCGGAUACGUGUGCGGUGGUCCUGCUCCAACGGAGGAAGGAGGCCAAGAGGGUCUACGCCAGUAUCCUUAAUGUGCGCACCAACACGGAUGGCUUCAAGGAGCAGGGCGUAACCUUUCCGGACGGACGCAUGCAGCAUACACUGCUGGAGGAGACUUACAGCGAGAUCGGACUGAAUCCAGACGAGGUGGUCUACGUAGAGGCGCAUGGCAGUGGUACACCCGUGGGCGACGACCAGGAGGCCAACAUGCUCAGUAAUUUCUUCUGCCGUCCUUCGCGACCAAGUCCCUUGCUCAUUGGAUCCGUCAAAUCCAACAUGGGCCAUGCCGAGCCGGCGUCGGGUGUUAGUGCCCUGGCCAAGAUGAUCAUCGCAAUGGAGGAGGGUGUGAUCCCGAAGAAUCUGCACUACCGCACCCCGAACCCUGCGGUUCCAGCUUUGGUCGACGGACGUCUCAAGGUUGUGGAUCGAAAUCUGCCCUGGCAGGGUGGCAUUGUGGGUUUGAACUCGUUUGGCUUUGGCGGAGCAAAUGCUCAUGUCGUUCUCAGAUCGCAUGCGAAAUCCAAAACUCCCAGGGCAUCAUCCAAGCAGUCCCUGAGGCUGGUCACCUGCUCCGGACGCACAGAGGAAGCUGUGCAGAAGCUACUAUCAGUGGCCACCGAGAACCGCCAAGAUCAGGAGCUGCUGACCCUUAUUAACGACAUCCAUGCUCAGCCGAUUCCUCUGCAUCCGUUCAGAGGAUAUGCUGUCCUGGGCUCUAGUGGUUCCGUCAAGCAGGAGGUGCUGCCCUUCGAGGAGGAAGAGCGACCAAUUUGGUUUGUUUAUGCCGGCAUGGGAAGCCAGUGGCCCAGCAUGGCCAGGGAUCUCAUGAAGCUGGAGGUAUUCCGGAAGUCCAUAGAACAAUGUGCCGAGGUCCUGUCCAAGCUGGACUUUGAUCUAAUUGACGUCCUGACCCGUUCCACGGAACGCACCUUUGACAACAUGCUGUAUUCCUUUGUCUCCGUGUCCGCCAUUCAGGUGGCUCUAACGGAUCUCCUCCGCACGCUGAACAUCCGACCAGAUGGAAUCAUUGGCCACUCGGCCGGAGAGUUGGGAGCAGCCUACAUGGAUGGAUGUUUGACGGCAGAGCAAACUGUGCUGGCCGCUUACUGGCGUGGAAGGAGUGUCCUGGACACUCCGGACUUGCCGCGAGGCAAAAUGGCGGCAGUGGGUCUCAGUUGGGAGGAGAUAGGAGGCCACAUCCCGAAGGACUGCUAUCCGGUGUGCCACAACAGCGAUGACAACUGCACAAUUUCAGGUCCAGCAGCCUCCAUGGAUGCCGCCAUCAAGAAGCUUACGGCCGAGGGAAUCUUUGUGCGGGAAGUGGGCUCUGGAGGAUAUGCUUUCCAUAGUCCUUAUAUCGAGGGAGCAGCUCCCAUGCUUAGCCGAAAUCUGGAGAAACUGAUCACCAAGCCCAAGGAAAAGAGUCCACGCUGGCUGAGCACCAGUGUCCACGAAUCAGAGUGGGACACGGAGAAAAACAGCUUGGCAUCUGCUGGCUACUUUAUAAAUAAUCUGAUCUCACCCGUGCUCUUCCAGCAGGCCAUCAAGAAGAUACCAGAGAAUGCACUUAUUGUGGAGAUUGCACCGCAUGGCCUUUUCCGGGCGAUUCUUCGCUCGCUGAGUCCCCAGAUCAGCUACGUGAGUCUCAUGCAGCGCGGUCAUGCAAACAAUUUUGAGUUUCUGCUGAGCCAGAUUGGAAGGCUCUUUGCUGCCGGUGGUCAGCCACAAGUCCUGAAGAUCUCCCCGCAAAUAUCCUAUCCCGUAUCACGAGGCACACCCAUGUUGGGUUCCUCGAUUGGCUGGGAUCACUCGCAGAAGUGGAACUACCCCAAGUUCAAGGGUGGGCGACAGGCUGGCCAGCUGAGUGUAGAGCUGGACCUGAGCAAGGAGGAAAACGCAUUCCUGGCGGGACACACUAUUGAUGGCAGGAUCCUCUUUCCGGCCACGGGCUACAUGACGCUCGCCUGGAUGAGUCUGGCCCAGCAGCAGGGAUUGGACUAUCUGCGCACCCCCGUUCUCUUUGAGAAUGUCGUUUUCCACCGGGCCACGAUUCUGGGAGUAGGAACAGUGGUCAAGCUAACGCUUAACUUCUUCCCAGGUAGCAGCUGCUUCGAAAUCUGCGAGGGUAGCAGCCUGGUGGCCUCGGGAAAGAUCCAGCUGGUAUCGGGUAACGUGCAGCAGGAACAGCUCCAGCUGCCUUCACUUCCAGGUAUCGCUGGGUCCCGGCGUCUAAGCACCAAGGAUAUUUACAAAGAGCUAAGACUGAGGGGCUACGACUAUAGCGGGGUUUUCCAGGGAAUCCUGGAGUCUGACAUUGCGGCGGUAAAGGGCCGUCUGCAGUGGGCAGACAACUGGAUCAGCUUCAUGGACACAAUGCUGCAGUUCCGAAUCUUGAGCAAGGACAUCCGAGAGCUCUACGUGCCCACAGGUAUCGAGCGGGCUCUGAUUAAUCCCCUCAAGCACUUGGAGCUGGUGAAGAAGCACCAGGAGAAGCUGCCUGUCAACUGGCACAGCAAUAUAUCGGUGGUCAAAUGCGGCGGCGUGGAGAUCCACAAGAUGAAGACCGCUCAGACACAGAGGCGAUCGGGCGGCCAAUCGGCGCCCAGUGUGGAACGCUAUCGAUUCUGGCCCUAUGUCCAGCAUCUGAGUCAGCGGGAGGAUCAGCAGAGAUCGAGGAGCUCGGUCUUGGCAGUUGCCAUUCAGCUCAUCGUCGAAAACAGCGGCGGGGCUGUAAAGAUCAAGGGUGUGGAACUGGCUGAAAGUCGCUCCACUCUGGAUACUCUGAGUGCCGUGCAGCUUGUUAGGCUGAUUGAGAGGGAACCCAUUCUGGUGGGCGAUCUGUCGGUAGUCACCUCCACCUCUGCCAAUGAAUCAGAGCUCAGUGAGCAGCUCAAGGAACAUGGCAUUCGAGUGGUGGUCAAGGAUGUCUCAGCUGGGGCCGUGGAUCAACAGUGCCACUUUGUCCACUCCGUGGAUAUGUUAUCGAAAAAAUCUCUCAAAGAUCUGCAGCAUUGCCUUGAAAGCCUAAAAUCAGAGACUGGAUUCCUGCUCCUGGAUGAAUCAGGAAGCACAUACACGCAAGUAGGAAAAGAAAAGCUAGGUAAACUCCAAUUAGUGCCCGUAUUGGAGCAGUUCUUUGGAUCAGAUCGUGUGCUGGUCUUGGCCAGGAGGUCUGCAAGUCCCAGUCAACAUCUGAUAAUGCAGCUAAGCAACAAACAGUUCAAGUGGGUCAACGAACUAAAGAACUAUAUGGUUAAGGCCCAAGCUGAAAGCAGAAUCCUCUACUUGGUGGCCCAAGGUGAGCCCGACUCUGGUGCCUUGGGGUUGAUGAAUUGCCUGAAGAGGGAGGCUGGAGGAAACAGUGUCCGCCUUUAUCUAAUCCUGGACGAAGGUCUGCCCAACUUUUCCCUGGAGGAACCCUUCUACGCCGGACAAUUGGCCAAGGAUCUGGCUAUUAAUGUGUACAAGAAUGGCAACUGGGGCAGCUACCGUCAUCUGAAAAUGGAUUCCCAAGCACCUAUGUUGCCCGUGGAACAGGCUUAUGUGAACACUCUGGUUAAGGGCGAUCUCUCCUCGCUUCGCUGGAUCGAGAGUCCGCGUUCCAGUCCCUCACAGUCCCAUCUGGAGCCCUGCACCGUGUACUAUGCUCCUCUUAACUUCCGGGAUGUUAUGCUGGCCUCGGGAAAAUUAGGAGUGGACGCUUUGCCAGGCGACCUGGCCUAUCAGGAUUGUGUUCUGGGACUAGAGUUCUCUGGCAGAGACUCUCGCGGGCGUCGCGUAAUGGCCAUGGUCACGGCCAAGUCGCUGGCCACUAACUGCUUGGCCAACAAGAGUCUGCUGUGGGAAAUUCCCGAGAAGUGGACCAUGGAGCAGGCCUCCACGGUACCAUGUGUCUAUGCCACCGUCUAUUACGCCUUGGUGGUGCGAGGUCAGAUGAAAAAGGAUGAGAAGAUCCUUAUUCACGCCGGCUCCGGCGGGGUCGGCCAGGCAGCCAUCUCGGUGGCUCUCUCCCAUGGACUGACCGUGUUCACAACAGUCGGAAGCAAGGAGAAGCGCGAAUUCCUGCUAAAGCGUUUUCCCAAGCUUCAGGCCAAACAUAUUGGGAACUCCCGGGACACAUCCUUUGAGCAGCUGAUCAUGAACGAAACCCAUGGCGAGGGAGUGGAGCUAGUGCUCAAUUCCUUGUCCGAGGAAAAGCUUCAGGCCUCCAUCCGCUGUCUGGCCCUUAAUGGACGCUUUCUGGAGAUUGGCAAGUUCGAUCUGAGUAACAACACUGCUUUGGGUAUGUCGGUGUUCCUCAAAAACACAUCCUUCCACGGUAUUCUUUUGGACAGUGUGAUGGAGGGCGAGGAGGAGAUGCAGCUGGUAGUGGCCAAAUUGGUAUCCGAGGGCAUCAAGAGCGGAGCUGUGCUGCCGCUGCCCACUACUGUCUUUGCGGAUCAGGAGAUCGAGAAGGCCUUCCGGUUUAUGGCCUCAGGCAAGCACAUUGGCAAGGUGGUGAUCAAGGUGCGCCUCGAGGAGGAGCAGCAAACAACUCAGCCGCGUCUCCGCCAGAUCCAGGCAAUUCCACGCUCAUACAUGCAUCCGGAAAAGAGCUACAUCCUGGUUGGCGGUCUCGGAGGAUUCGGCUUGGAGCUGGCCAACUGGUUGGUCUCCCGGGGUGCCCGCUUCUUGGUCUUGAGUUCACGUUCCGGACUGAAGAGUGGCUAUCAAGCCCUGAUGGUUCGACGCUGGCACGAUCGCGGUGUCCAGGUGCUGAUUGAUACCAAUGACGUGACCACUACGACGGGUUGCCAGAAGCUGCUGGAGGUGAGCAAUAAGUUGGCCCUGGUCGGUGGCAUCUUUAACUUGGCAGCAGUGCUUCGGGAUGGCCUCAUUGAGGAUCAAAGUCCGAAGAACUUCGCGAAGGUGACAGCGCCCAAACUGCUGGCCACUAAGCAUCUGGAUCAGAUCUCACGGGGCCUCUGUCCCGCUCUGGAGUACUUUGUAUGCUUCUCGAGCCUGGCUUGUGGUCGAGGAAACCUGGGUCAGACUAACUAUGGACUGGCCAACUCCGGCAUGGAACGUAUCUGCGAGCAGCGACAGGUCGAUGGUUAUCCGGGCAUGGCCAUUCAGUGGGGAGCCAUCGGUGACACCGGCCUCAUCAUUGAUCACAUGGGCAACAAUGACACAGUGGUGGGCGGCACCCUGCCGCAGCGGAUGAACAGCUGCCUGGAGACGCUGGAUCUGUUCCUGCUGCAACCCCAUCCCGUCAUGGCCUCCAUGGUGAUGGCUGAGAAGCGGAAAACCGGGGACCAGUCCAAUCGACUGAGUCUAAUCGCCACCAUUGCGAAUAUUAUGGGACUGCGGGAUGUGAAGAGUGUUUCCGACAAGACAACGCUCUUCGACUUGGGCAUGGACUCGCUGAUGAGCACAGAGAUCAAGCAGACCCUGGAGCGACACUUCGAUCUGGUGCUGAGUGCCCAGGAGAUCCGAGCGCUGACCUUCAGCGCCCUGCGGCAGAUCGACGCCCAGGAACCGAGAGUCACUACAUCCAGCGUCUCUGCAUCGUCCUCAAACGCAUCUCCCGCCAAGGAGGAGCCGCAGGUACAAGUGCAGCCGCAGAGCGAUGAGACACGCAAGGUAUUUGCCGAGGAAGUAUUACCCCAGGAGGUGAUGGUACGCCUUCAGUCGAAGGCGCCGGUAUCCUGCGAGGAUCCGGCAGUAUUCUUCCUGGCGCCCAUCGAGGGCUUCACCAUAGCCGUGGAGGCGCUGGCCGCCUCGCUCACCUGCCCCGCCUACGGUCUCCAAUGCACCGAGCAGGUGCCUCUCGACUCCAUCGAGGCCUGUGCCGCCUACUAUCUCCUCCAGAUCCAAAGGCUUCAGCCCCGUGGUCCCUACAACAUCGUCGGCUAUUCCUAUGGCUGUCUGCUGGCCCAUGCCAUCGGCGUGGCAUUGGAGCAGCGUCGCUUCGGGGUCAAGGUGAUCAUGCUGGACGGAGCGCCCACCAUGGCUAGCGGUUACGUCCAGGAAGCCAAGAAGCAGACAGACGAUCUCAAUCGCCAACAGUCCAUGACAUUGGCCUACUUUGGUGCCCUGCUCGCCGAUGUGGACUACAACCAGCUGCUGAACCUCCUCGAUGGCGUUCAGACGUGGACCUUGAAGCUUGACAAACUGGCCGACACACUGGCCAUUCACACGAAUCAAACCAAAGAAAGGAUAAAGAAAGCCGCCUGCAUGUUUAAGCAAAAGCUAAUGCUUUCCGAGAGUUACAAGGGCGCUCAGCAGCUCCACAGCGACGUGGUUUUGAUCAAAUCGGCCGAGCACAAUGCGAUCAUGGCACAGGAUUAUGGUCUAACAGAGAUCUGCAGUGCCCAGAUCGAUAUGCAUGUGGUAGAGGGCACACACAGGACCUUCCUCAAGGAGCCGCACACCCUUCAGAUAAUCGAACGCGUGCUGAGGAAGCGUCCCUAAUGGAAUAUACCUAGUUUGUAGCCUUAUAAAUACGAUUGUGUUGAUGAUUUAUUUUGUAGCUCUUAAGGUAUCCCCUCUACUAAUAUACCUAGUUUGUAGCCUUAUAAAUACGAUUGUGUUGAUGAUUUAUUUUGUAGCUCUUAAGGUAUCCCCUCUACUAAUACGAAUACACGUAUCAAUCUGGCACGGAUUGUUUAAGCACUA
Drosophila kikkawai is the source of this 7688-nucleotide messenger RNA. RefSeq names its product Fatty acid synthase 2 (gene FASN2). Gene Ontology annotation, molecular function: oxidoreductase activity; phosphopantetheine binding; 3-oxoacyl-[acyl-carrier-protein] synthase activity. Gene Ontology annotation, biological process: fatty acid biosynthetic process. Lineage: Eukaryota; Metazoa; Arthropoda; Insecta; Diptera; Drosophilidae. The record is from RefSeq and is a predicted model, not a curated record.